Saccostrea cuccullata (small rock oyster) is the source of this 795-nucleotide messenger RNA. RefSeq names its product acetylcholine receptor subunit beta-like. The transcript has 3 exons. The record is from RefSeq and is a predicted model, not a curated record. Gene Ontology annotation, biological process: nervous system process; chemical synaptic transmission; monoatomic ion transmembrane transport. The annotation marks the transcript as partial. Gene Ontology annotation, molecular function: transmitter-gated monoatomic ion channel activity involved in regulation of postsynaptic membrane potential; excitatory extracellular ligand-gated monoatomic ion channel activity; transmembrane signaling receptor activity. Gene Ontology annotation, cellular component: plasma membrane; neuron projection; synapse. Lineage: Eukaryota; Metazoa; Mollusca; Bivalvia; Ostreida; Ostreidae.
CGAUUUCCUUUGGUGAAGCAGCGUUUUCGUAUUCUCUUGAGAACGAUCUUAGAACUCUUCUCUUUACAACUAACAGUUACAACAAAUUUACACGUCCACUGGCACAAGUUACAAUAUCGGCCCAACUCAACCUACUGACGCUUACAUCACUGCAAUGGACCGACUCUCGUUUAUCGUGGAGCACUAACCCAACAUACAGCACCGAUGUACCAGUCAUUUACUCCACGGAAGAUUACGUGUGGAUUCCAUCACUCUCGGUUACGAAUUCAGUAGACGAUAUUGGUGUAAUCAGUGACGAUACUGUCGUCAUUCGAGUUGCUAGUGAUGGGACUCUGACUUGGACGCCAGGUGGCGUCUACCUAACGUCGUGUACAACAGAUGUAACAUUUUACCCAUUUGACAUACAAACAUGCUCUGUGUUGUUAACCACAUGGGGAUACACCAACAUAGAAAUCGCCCUUACAGGUGUUGGGGUCGACACUUCAUAUUAUGAUUCAAAUGGAGAGUGGGAAUUCGUUUCUUCCUCAACAGAUUCUACAACACGGACGUCCGGAAGCAAUACUUUACCCCAAAUCAGCUUCAAUUUAACCUUCAGGCGGCGCCCUGCAUUUCAGGUUAUGAAUACAAUUCUUCCCAUGGUCCUCUUGGCUUUUUUAAAAGUUUUCGUUUUCCAACUUCCACCAGAUUCAGGAGAAAAGAUGGGGUACGCUCUCACAACUCUUCUGGCUUUUGCUGUUUACCUUACAUUGGUGACUGAUCAUAUUCCUCAAACUUCUAUCAAUACGUCCUGUCUGA